Molecule: messenger RNA, 534 nt
Organism: Penaeus chinensis
Lineage: Eukaryota; Metazoa; Arthropoda; Malacostraca; Decapoda; Penaeidae
Product: shematrin-like protein 1
Exons: 2
Coding region: 131-439 (102 amino acids)
Source: RefSeq, a predicted model, not a curated record
GCUCUUCCAAGGUCUCAUCGGAAAACAACGAAUGCGUAAGUGACCAAUGCACUAUAUAAGAUCUGACUCGCUGUUGUGGGUACAUUGUGUUCGCUUCCUUUGCUGAGUACACAGGAGAAACAGUCUCAAAAUGAAGCUGCUGUUGAUGGUUCUGGCCGUAGUGGUGGCUCUGUCAUGCGCCAUGCCUGAGCCUGAUCCCGCAGCUGACCCCAAGCCCGAAGCUGAACCUGGCCCCGUGGCUGACCCCGACCCCCUCGCUGUCUCUGGCCCCUUGACUGUCCCUGACCCUGUGGCUUACCCUAGUUACCGUCCCUACGGUGGAUUCGGAUAUGGUGGAUAUAGCUACAACAGUCCUGUAUACAGCUACGGAGUUCCUGGAUACGGAUACGGAGUUCCUGCAUACGGAUACGGUGGAUAUCGCGGUGGCUAUUACGGAUAAACAAAACCAUGAUGCCGGACCGUUACUUACCUACUUACUGCUCUUUCCGUAGAAUCUCUUCCAGUAGUUGUUCUCAAAUAAACUAUAUGAAUGAA